AGUUUCCACCCUGCACUCAGCAUGCCCUUUUCUGGUGGCACUGGACCCUCCAAGGAAUCACUCUGGAGCUCAAGGCCAGCCUGCAGGGAAAUGGAGUCCAAAGUCUCCGAAGGUGGCCUGAACGUCACCCUCACCAUCCGGCUGCUGAUGCAUGGCAAGGAAGUUGGAAGCAUCAUUGGAAAGAAAGGAGAGACCGUGAAGAAGAUGCGUGAGGAGAGCGGUGCAAGGAUCAACAUCUCGGAGGGGAACUGCCCUGAGCGAAUUGUGACCAUCACCGGCCCCACUGAUGCCAUCUUCAAGGCUUUUGCCAUGAUCGCCUACAAAUUUGAGGAGGACAUAACCAACUCAAUGAGCAACAGCACUGCUACCAGCAAGCCUCCAGUGACACUGAGACUGGUUGUGCCAGCCAGUCAGUGUGGCUCGCUGAUUGGCAAAGGAGGGUCCAAGAUCAAGGAAAUCAGGGAGUCAACAGGUGCUCAGGUUCAAGUGGCGGGGGACAUGCUGCCCAACUCCACGGAGCGGGCGGUGACAAUCUCGGGGACACCCGAUGCAAUUAUCCAGUGUGUCAAACAGAUCUGUGUGGUGAUGCUGGAGUCCCCACCAAAAGGUGCCACCAUUCCCUACCGCCCAAAGCCCGCCUCCACCCCUGUCAUUUUUGCAGGUGGUCAGGUAAGAGCCGACCCGCUUGCAGCCUCCACUGCCAACCUCAGCCUUUUACUGCAGCACCAGCCGCUGCCCGCCUAUACAAUUCAGGGACAAUACGCUAUUCCACACCCGGAUCAGUUGACCAAGCUCCACCAGUUGGCUAUGCAGCAAACCCCCUUUACUCCCCUUGGACAGACCACCCCCGCUUUCCCUGGAGAAAAGCUGCCCUUACAUUCCUCCGAAGAAGCUCAAAAUCUGAUGGGCCAAUCAUCAGGUUUGGAUGCCAGUCCCCCGGCCAGUACUCAUGAACUCACCAUUCCCAAUGAUCUAAUAGGCUGCAUAAUCGGACGCCAAGGGACCAAAAUCAAUGAAAUUCGGCAGAUGUCGGGAGCGCAGAUCAAAAUCGCCAACGCCACGGAAGGGUCAUCGGAGCGCCAAAUUACCAUCACAGGAACCCCUGCAAACAUCAGCCUCGCGCAGUACCUCAUCAACGCCAGGCUGACGUCUGAGGUCACUGGAAUGGGCGCACUCUAAUUUCCACCCACCAUCCUCCACUCCGCACCACCCGACCCUCUCCAGCCACCGGCACUCCACCCAGCCUGUACUGCCUGUACAUUUACCGUCUUCCCUUUGCCUCCACAGAUCUCUUUUCUUUACUAACAAAUAUAUCUAUCUAUCUAUAUAUAUCCCUAUAAAUACACAUGCAUAUGCCCACACUGGAACGUUUCUUUAAGAGCUCCUUACUGUGCUCCUGAGGCUGCUCCCGAACUCUUUGGUUAUGGUCCUUGUUUUCUGCGUACGGUAUUAAUGCUUCAUCUGCUUUUCUGGGGGGUGGGGAGGGGGCUUGGGUUUUUUCCCUCUGCUGGUGAGACUUCAGAAGUUGAUGGGGUCUCUAGUGUCAGUCUAUUGUAGCUACUUACACGUUUGAGUUGACGUUGGCAGUACUUGCUGUAGCCUAUGGACUAGUGAUGCCACCCAGAGCUGUGCCUGCUUCAGAGUACUUACUUUUCUCCCCCUUCUUCCUUUGGUGCUCCCGCUUCCCUUGCUUUGCUUGACCUGGCUCACCUUUGCAACCUCACUUCCCUGCCCUCAGGAUAAGGUGUAGAUUUCACCCCGUGUUAUUUGCUAAACAGAACGUGCAGGAGCCAAGACAAUGCAGGAGUCCACCUGCAGACUUCUCUCUUUACAGCAUGGCAGGGUCCAGACAAGCCAUUUUUCAUACUAAACAUAGGGUAUCACACACACACACAAAUGGCUCUCUUUUUUAACUAAUGAGCAACUGGAAGUGGGAAGAAUUCAGCUGUAUGGGACUCACACCCCCCAGGGGCCUUUGAAAGCACUCUUUUUACAAUUCCCCACAUGCAAACCCUUUGGAUGAUAGCUCAGGAAGCUCUGUGAGCUGGCUGUGUUUGUCGUUGUUUGUGUUCAAUAAAUGUCUGUGCAGCUCUGCUACCGAUGGGCUCCGACUGUUCUUCUCCCGGGUCGCUCCACCAUCUCUGGCACCAUCGUUCCCACUGCAUCCUUCC
Molecule: messenger RNA, 2171 nt
Organism: Dryobates pubescens (Downy woodpecker)
Lineage: Eukaryota; Metazoa; Chordata; Aves; Piciformes; Picidae
Gene: PCBP3
Product: poly(rC) binding protein 3
Exons: 14
Coding region: 22-1179 (385 amino acids)
Biological process (GO): regulation of RNA metabolic process; regulation of gene expression
Cellular component (GO): nucleus; cytoplasm
Molecular function (GO): mRNA binding
Source: RefSeq, a predicted model, not a curated record